Molecule: messenger RNA, 852 nt
Organism: Populus nigra (black poplar)
Lineage: Eukaryota; Viridiplantae; Streptophyta; Magnoliopsida; Malpighiales; Salicaceae
Exons: 2
Coding region: 1-852 (283 amino acids)
Source: RefSeq, a predicted model, not a curated record
AUGGAAGGUAUGGCUAAUAUUGCCACUCAUAUGCCAGCACCCCCACCUGCACCCAUCAUACCAACCGUUUUAGAAGCAGCUACAGCUACUAAUGACAUGGUAUAUCUAGUUCGUUUGGUAAAGAGUAUGAGAGAAAUGGGUUAUGAACCCUUCUCAAGUGAACAGGAUGCUGAAGUGGCGGGAAGAUGGAUUAGAAAGGUGGAGAAAACAAUGAUUCAAAUUAAGAUACCACAUGAUCUGCAGUUGAGGAGGGCUACAGAAACCCUAUCCUGGGAUGACUUCAAGAUAGAGUUUGAGAAUCAAUAUUACUCCAAAUAUCAUCGGAAGAUGAAGGAACAGAAAUUCCUAGCCUUGAGACAGAAGGAAAUGUCAAUACUCGAGUAUGAGAGACGAUUUCAUGACCUCUCACUAUUCACACCACAUUAUGUUCCAUCAGAACAACACGUGAUAGAAAAGUUAAGGGAUGGCUUCCGACAAGAAUUGAAGCAGGGGUUGAUUGCUUUGCAAUUCAAGACAUUAAAAGAACUAGUUGAAGCAGUACAGGCAUUGGAGGCUUGUAUGGAAGAAGGCCAACAAAGUCAUGGGGGUGCAAGAAAACGAAAGGAUAUGGAAUUUUUAGGCAGGCCACAGCUUCUAAAGAAAGGUAGAGGUGAACAGUUCCUUCCAUUCAAAAAGAAAGGGGGGACGUCAACUAGCUUCCGACAGGGUAUCGGUGGGAGGUCAGGAAGUGGUCAGACCCACUCCAGGGCUAUAGCUGCGAGGGGGCAUAAUGAUCAGAAGGAAAUUGUCUACCCUCGAUGUGCUCGGUGUGAACAAAGACACCCUGGGAGUUGUACGGUUUUUCUUGGAUGA